CGAGCCCUAACAACCAAUUUAUAUUUAACCAUUUCAUUACUGUCUCGCAAAACGCGUCACUGAACGUCCGUUACUCUAUGGUGGGAGCAAUUUUUUUCUAUUAUAAAUUCUCGGAAAUGUCAGUUGGAACACAAUUUUUUGCCGCGCAUUUUUGAGACACGUUUGAUAGAAAAGUGUAUGAAGAUGGAAAUUAAAGUUUUAAUUUUAGUCACACUCAUUUGUGCUGCAACUUGUCUGCCACUUGGUGGAGACGGAAACGAUCUUGUGAGCAGCGGUCAUAGGCUGUGGAAGAGAUUCAUUAACCCGUUUAUAAUUUUCGGAAAUUUGGCUGACAGUGGAAUAAACAAAAUUAGGACCAAAAGAAGUUCCGAGGACGAGUGCGAGAAGCUGCAGCUGUGCAAGUUGCACGCGCGCUCUCGCUACAGCUUCUUUGCAGCUUACGAGCUGUAUUUCGUCAACAAAGAGAACGCGCGGCUGUGGGACCACCAGCCGCACUCCGCGGCGGACUGCGACCGGAGGUUCGGCGCCUGCUACAGAUAAC
Papilio xuthus (Asian swallowtail) is the source of this 541-nucleotide messenger RNA. RefSeq lists its product as uncharacterized. The coding region runs from base 178 to 540 and encodes 120 amino acids. The transcript has 4 exons. The record is from RefSeq and is a predicted model, not a curated record. Lineage: Eukaryota; Metazoa; Arthropoda; Insecta; Lepidoptera; Papilionidae.